This is a messenger RNA of Paramecium sonneborni, 3776 nucleotides long. NCBI's taxonomy places the organism in Eukaryota, Ciliophora, Oligohymenophorea, Peniculida, Parameciidae. The record is from the annotation of a GenBank genome assembly.
AUGCAACUUUUCACUCAUUUUAAUACUAUCUUAUAUUGUUUAUCCUUUCUUGUUUUUUCCUAUGUAGGAAAUACAAAAAAUUAAGAAUCUUAGUUACUAUUUGUAAUUACUUGGCCCUUUUGUAUCAAAUUAGGAAAUUAAUUUAAGGUGAAAUUAUUUUGUAAUUAGUUCAGCUUUUUUAAUUAAAAGUUUUUAUUUAUUCAUUAUUUUUUUGCCCAUGCUAGAUAACAAUUUGACUUAAAAUCAGUAUAUUUUAAAUGUUCUCUUUAAUAAAAUUAUCCUUAUAAUCUAAUUUAAUCAUAGUAAAUUAAUUUGCAAAAUUAAUAAUUUUUAUAGCAUCUGGAUAAAUUAUUUAAAAAGGUAACAAAAAUUUAAAUAUUUUAGGCUCCUGAAAAAUAAUUAUAUUUAUCUUUAUUGUUGCUAUUGAAAGAAUAUUUUAAAGCAUAUUAAUAUUCAAUUAAGAAAAAGCAUAAAGAAUCCAUGAUUCAAUUUUCAAGAUAUAAAAUCUCAAAAUAAAUAAUUUUGAAUGAAUUAAGAAAUUAGAUGCUUACUAAUAAUUCAAUUCAGUUAAAUACAGUUUUAAUAGAUAGUUUAAUUUCUGUUGAAACUUAGAGCAUUGAGUUUUCUGAAAAAUUACUUGAGUGUUGUUAAAAAAAGAUAGAAUUUCAUCAAAUCUGCUUAAGUUAUGAAAAGAAAAACGAAAUAUCAAAAAAGGCUGAUGAUAUUGUUGAAUUAUUCGAAAAUACUAUUUAAAAAAUAGAAUAUUAAUACAAAAAUUAUCCUUUGAUUAGAUAUUAAAGAUGUCUAUCUUUUGGAUAUGCUGAAUUAUGCAAUGAUAUUUUACUCGCAAUAAGAAUAAUGAAUCAAUCCUCAUUUCCAGAUGAAUUUAUUUAUACCAAAAUUUUAACUUUAAAUGAAUAAUUUAUAUCUUAGAAAACUGUUUAUUUGACGAGCAACUUAGAAAAUUAAAAUGUUAUUAAAUUGUCUUCAAACUUUCACGAAAGAAUUUAUUCAAAUGUUUAAAAUAUAUUAUAGAUGAUACCUAACGGGAUUUAAGAACAUCAUUAAUAAAUGAUUCAAGAAUUUAUAAAAACAGGAAAAUCAAUUUUUUUCUAAAAAGCCACUUAAACUCUCUAUCAAGAUUUUUAGUUAAUAAAGCCAAUGAUUUUAAUGAAUGAUAUUGUCAUUUAAGAUAGCAGUUUUGUAGCAAUAUCAAUAAUGACUUUUCCAGAUUAAGAGUAUAUUAUUAUUGUUGUUGAUAAUAAUUAAAAAGUCAGGAGCUUAAGUUAAGGAUUUUUAGACUAAAUUAAUUUAGAUUUUGAAAAUGCUAACUUAAUUUUAGGAGUUGAUAUAUCUCUUAUUAUUCCAAAAUUUAGUCUAAUUUCUUAAAUAUCAACUCCAUAAUAUAUUGAAAUUAAAUUACCAAAUUUUUCAUAGUUACAGGCUGAAUUGAAUUAAAAUUGUAAAAGCAACAAUGAAAAAUAACAUUCUAGGAUAUUAGAUGAUUUUUGGUAAGAUCAUUAAAGAAUGAAUACUUUUAUAUCUUUAUGCACCAUUGAAAGCUCUAAAUAUAAUUACCACAAGAUAUAUUUUAGUUAUGUAAAAAGCUUAAAUAAAACAAUCUACUAUCCUAAUUCUUUAAGAACAUUUUAAUGUUUAUCUAACAAUUGUUUUGAUGAAAUUGAAGAAUAAGUCAAUAUAGCAAUUCCAUAUGAUUAAUUAGAAUUAGAAUAAAAAUUAGACAUGUUAAAUACUGCUAGGUAUGAAUAAACACAGACUUUAAUUAAAUAUGAUGAUUCUAGAACUGAUAGAAUUAAGCGAAUUGUCUAAUCAACAUAAAAAAUUGAAGAAAACUCUAUAGAAGGACAGAUGAAUCAAAUAGCACAGAGUCAUUCUUUGUAAGAUGAAAAAAUUAAAUCAAAUUAUGAAAUGAAACACUUUUAGAAGUAUUCUUUGUUUGAAAAAAUAAGAGGUAAAAAUAACUUAGUUAAAGCUGAAAAAAUGUUAAUUAUAAUUCUUGUAUUAAAUUAACUGUUAUUUUUUAUGUAAAUUUUAUUAUCUUUGAUAGAUUGUAUAAAUCUAUUUUAAUAAAACUUGAAUAAGUUAGAAUUAUUAAAGAUAAAAUAUGAUUUAUUUUAACCUGUUGAAACUUUCAUUGUUACUAGAUACACAAUCAUUAAUUACAACAAUUAAUUUGCAGCAAAAUAAAUCACUAAAUCUUAAUUAGACUUUUAUUUGAAAUUUCCAAAUUCUAAUUUAAAUUUAGGUUUUGAUGAUGUUUAUUAAAAUUAAGAAAUAAUUCUUAAUAGAUUAGAAUUGUAAGAGUUUUUAUCAUAAUUUUAUGAAAUAUAUAUUUAUUCAAAAACUGAUAUUGGUGAAAUGUAUAAUAUUACAAUGAGAUAAGCACUUAGUAUAUUAAUUAAUUAUUAAUACACAUUUAAAGCUGCAUAUGUUUUUGAUGGAAGAACAGUUACAGAUUCUCCUUAUAUUUUUUAUUCUUAUAGAAAUUUAUUGACUUUAUAUUAUUCCUUUGAUUAACUAAGUCAUAAUUUAUAUUUACAUACUCUAUUAACAAUAUAAGAAGAUUUUUAAAAAGAAUCAUCUUUAUUUUAUCCAUUCCUAAUAUUAUUUAUUCUCUUUUUAGGAAUUGAAAUAUAUUAUGAUGUAAGAAAUAAUAAAAUUUUAAUAAAAUUUGUAUUUUUAAUUCUUUAUACGCCUUCUGUUUUUAUUUUAAAAGAAAUUAGUAGAUUGAGUAUUUAUUUAGAAUCUUAUGUAAAAAAUCCUGAAAAAUUGUUUAGAUUUAAGUUUAAUAUUGAAGAAAAAGAAAAAGAACUAAAAAGUUACAAAGAACUUAAUCAAAAUUUUAUUUAAUAAAAAAGGCCCUAUAUUACGAGAAUAUAAUAUAUUAAGAAAAGUCAUUUAAUAGUUUUAUUUCUAUAAUUAGCAUUUAUAAUAUCAUUUGGAAUAAUCAAGGAAAACUUUAUUACAUCUUACCUUACUAGAUAUUAAAAUACUUGUUAGUUUAGUUUGGAAGUAUCUCAUCUUGGUACUAAUAUUCCUACAAUUUAUGCAAUGAGAGAAGUUCUUUAUUAUAGAUGGAGAUACCCAUUUUAUAAGGAAAAAUAAUUAUUGUUAAUACUGGAGUAAAUAAAAGAUUGUUUAAAGUAAGUUCAUAAUAUUACAAAUGAUAUGUCAUAAUUAACAAUGUAAAUAAAAUAAUUAAAAUAGGAAUGAUUAUUUAUUAAGUGAAUCAUUUGGAGAAUAUAUUGAUAAGCUUUAUUAAACAAGCCUUUGUGAAUAACUUCCUGGUGAUUUAUAGGAAAGAAGUAUUUAAUUAUGUUAGACUACUUUGGGAGGAAGUUUAAGAAAAGGUUUAUACAGUGCUUUAGUUUAUAUAUAUACUAGUGUAUAAAAUGAGAUGUAAAUAAACGAAUUUUACAAUAAAACGGAGAAUACUGUAAAUGAAUUAGAAGGAGUUUUUAUGGUUAGUUAAAUAAUAAAAUAGAUGAAUACUAAAUUAUGGUCAGAUGUAGUUAAAUCAACAGAUCAAAUUUAAUAAAUCAUAUCUGUAAUUAUAUGUAUAAUGGUAGAUAGUAUCUUUUCUUUACUUGUUAUUUGUGAUAAUGAAUCUCAUAAUAAUUUUUUUUCUUAUUAAUAGAAAAUUGGAGAGACAAUAUUAUUUAUCAAAAAGAUAUUUAUAUUUGGUACCAUAGGCAAUUCUUUUUGGUAAUGAUGCAUUUGAAAGAUUAGCAAAAGGAUUGUUGUAAUUGAAUUGA